AUGAGCUACUUGAAACACCCCAUCUUGACCAGCCCAGGCUCCUGGAUCAACACCAUCCACGCCAGCAAGUUGUAUCGAGCAGGACAUUACAACCUAUCUGGCCCCUUCACACAGGCACUAGUGGACACAAAAGCCGACGGAUCUUCCACCAGGUUUCCCAGAGGAGAAGUGGUGCAGCUAGCGGUUCAACAGCCGACCCCAGCCGGAAGGGGGGAAGGGGGCAGAGCCAAGGCCAAGUACUGGAUCGCACCUGCCACUGGGGUUUACACCUCCCACUACAUCAUCAACAACCACAGGUACGUGGAGCACAUGGCCAGCGAACGCAGGGAUCUCCGGUUUUAUCCCAAGAAGUUGGCCCACAGGCACGGAACAUCGCUGAAGGGUGAAACAACCUUCAUUCCAGAUAUCAGCGACGUAAUAGUACAGGGGAUUGGCGAAACUUAA
Molecule: messenger RNA, 444 nt
Organism: Suhomyces tanzawaensis NRRL Y-17324
Lineage: Eukaryota; Fungi; Ascomycota; Pichiomycetes; Serinales; Debaryomycetaceae
Exons: 2
Coding region: 1-444 (147 amino acids)
Source: RefSeq, a predicted model, not a curated record